CAUUUCAGGAUCAGUUUUUCCUACCUCUGCCCAGCCUCCUGGUACUUCACUGUGCCCACAGUGAGCCCAUUUCCACGUCAGCGGGUGGCAUUCCUAGGACUCUUCUUCAUAUCCUGUCUCCUUUUACUUAUGUUAAUCAUGGACUUUCGACAUUGGGGUGCUUCAUUACCACGAGAUAGGCAAUAUGAAAGGUAUUUGGCUCGAGUAGGGGAGCUUGAAGCAACUGACACUGAAGACCUGACUCUAAAUUAUGGCCUUGUUGUGGACUGUGGCAGCAGUGGCUCCCGGAUUUUUGUUUAUUUCUGGCCAAGACAUAAUGGCAACCCCCAUGAUUUGCUGGACAUCAAACAGAUGAGAGACCGCAACAGCCAACCAGUCGUUAAAAAAAUCAAGCCAGGAAUCUCUGCAAUGGCAGACACCCCAGAACAUGCCAGUGAUUACCUUCGUCCUCUGCUGAGCUUUGCUGCUGCCCAUGUGCCUGUGAAGAAGCACAAGGAGACACCCCUUUACAUCCUAUGCACAGCAGGCAUGCGGCUUCUCCCUGAGAGAAAGCAGCUGGCCAUCUUGGCUGAUCUAGUGAGAGAUAUACCGCUGGAGUUUGACUUCCUCUUUUCCCAGUCUCAGGCAGAAGUGAUCUCUGGGAAGCAGGAAGGAGUUUAUGCAUGGAUUGGAAUCAACUUUGUUUUGGGAAGAUUCGACCAUGAGGAUGAAUCCGAUGCUGAGGCUCCCCAGGAAUUGGCAGCAGGGCGCAGAAGGACAGUAGGGAUACUGGAUAUGGGAGGAGCCUCUCUUCAAAUUGCUUAUGAAGUUCCUACCUCAACCUCUGUCCUUCCUCCAAAACAGGAAGAAGAAGCAAAGAUCCUGCUGGCUGAAUUCAACCUGGGCUGUGAUGUGCAACAUACUGAACACGUGUAUAGGGUUUAUGUCACGACCUUCCUGGGUUUUGGGGGCAACUUUGCCCGGCAGCGCUAUGAAGACCUUGUGCUGAAUGAAACCCUUACCAAAAAUAGGUUGCUGGGCCAGAAGACUGGUCUGAGUCCAGAUAAUCCACUUCUGGAUCCCUGCCUGCCUGUGGGCCUCACAGAUGUGGUGGAGAGGAAUAGCCAGGUGCUGCACAUCCGAGGAAGAGGAGACUGGGCGUCUUGUGGGGCGAUGCUGAGCCCCCUGCUGGCUCGCUCCAACACCAGCCAGGCCUCACUGAAUGGCAUCUACCAGUCACCAAUUGACUUCAACAACAGCGAGUUCUACGGUUUCUCUGAGUUUUUUUACUGUACAGAGGAUGUGUUACGCAUUGGUGGCCAUUAUCACGGGCCAACGUUUGCCAAGGCUGCCCAGGAUUACUGUGGCAUGGCCUGGUCAGUACUAACUCAGAGAUUCAAGAAUGGCCUCUUUUCAUCACAUGCAGAUGAGCAUCGACUCAAAUAUCAGUGUUUUAAAUCAGCUUGGAUGUACCAAGUUCUUCAUGAAGGAUUCCACUUUCCCUAUGACUACCCGCACCUGCAGACAGCCCAGCUGGUAUAUGACCGAGAGGUUCAGUGGACACUGGGAGCCAUUCUGUAUAAAACACGAUUCUUACCACUCAGGGAUCUGCGGCAAGAAGGUGUUCGGCAGGCCCAUGGUAGCUGGUUCCGCCUCUCCUUUGUCUACAACCACUAUCUCUUCUUCGCCUGUAUCCUGGUGGUGCUGCUGGCCAUCAUCCUGUACCUUCUGCGGCUACGCCGAAUUCACCACCGACAAACUCGAACCUCGGCUCCACUGGACUUGCUGUGGAUUGAGGAGGUGGUGCCCAUGAUUGGGGUACAGGUAGGGCCGUGAGGCCGGACAAGGACUUGGGAAGCUUGA
Messenger RNA from Neomonachus schauinslandi (Hawaiian monk seal), 1842 nucleotides. RefSeq names its product ectonucleoside triphosphate diphosphohydrolase 7 (gene ENTPD7). The record is from RefSeq and is a predicted model, not a curated record. Gene Ontology annotation, biological process: nucleoside diphosphate catabolic process. The annotation marks the transcript as partial. Gene Ontology annotation, cellular component: membrane. The transcript is spliced from 11 exons. Lineage: Eukaryota; Metazoa; Chordata; Mammalia; Carnivora; Phocidae. Gene Ontology annotation, molecular function: nucleoside diphosphate phosphatase activity.